AUGCAUAAACUUCUAGCUGAAGCGGAGUACGCAAGUGACGACGAUACUGGAGAAAACGCCAUCGCUCGCGCCUUUGGCAGCCGGUUCCACAUCCCGCUAGACUUUGAGCUUCUAGAUAGCUACAUGCCAUUGUACCAGAGUGUCUUGGCCGACCGACUGGAGUACAAACUGACGUUCAACGAUUACGGCCGGAUUGGUGCAGUCAAAUGCCUUCCAUACCUGUUGAGCGUGGAUGUAGUCCUCAUCGCUAAUGCCUCCGACUUUGAGCUUACUGUAGAAAGCCUAUUUGGAUGGGAGGCUGGACUCGUCGAAGCGCUCCCAGGAGUCCAUAUACUCAUAGGGGGACUAAAAAUUGCAUUACUUGGGGUGACCUUCCUUGACCUCGUACAGAGAACAGAGACUGAUGUGAAAACCGGUUCUUACCUGUUCGUGGUUUCAGGCCUGGGGUCUAUGCUGGGGUCCGUAGUGGCGGGCUUCCUAUGUGACAGGGGCUAUGCUCACGACACUCUCACCUCGGGUCUAGUAAUCACAGGUGUUUUCGGUGCCCUUAUACCAUGGCCAAAGUCAUUUUUCUUGCUUUUGUCGGUGAAUUUUGUUGUUUCUGUUGGUUUGGGAUUCACAGAAACAGUGGUCCCGUUUCUUGUGGCAAAGCUGUGGGAUGGGGACCAAGCCGCCUACACACAGGCCGCCUAUUUCUGCUUCUCCGCUGGUGGUAUCUUGGGUCCAGUCAUCGCAGAACCCUUCCUAAACCCGCUAUUGACGACAUCAAGGAUGGUGAGGAAUGUGUCAUCUUCACACCUCAGCCUGGGUAAUCUUACUUCUGAGGUCAGUGUAACUUACGAUGCUGUAGCUAAUGACGUAGGUCGUAUCUACAUCCCGUUCUUCAUUUCUGGAGCUAUCACCUUGCUUUCGGCAGCACUUUGGACGACAGGCUUUUGUAGUGAUCGACAUCGAUACAACAACAGCAGAACGAAUUCUGUGGAAAUGGAAAAUAGUACCAGUCAUACUGACUCAUCUGAGUUAAAGAGAUACGCCUUGUUCUUUUUCCUUGCUCUUGUGGCAGUGUUUUUUGUGCUUUACGACAGCGUCGAGGAUGGCUUUCAAAACUACGUAACUACCAUUUUGGUGGACAGCAUGGACUGGUCAAAGUCUGAUGGCGCCAAAGCCACUUCCGUGUUCUGGGGAUGCUACACCUGUGGAAAGGUCGUCGGCUUUUUCCUGGCCAGGAUGUUGGAACCGUUCAAACUCGUAAUGGGGUGUUUCCUGGGCUUAAACACUGUGUGGGUUCUACUCAUUUGGUUCCUACAGAGCGAAAGCGUUUUGUCCUGGAUCUUAAUAGCCCUUUUGGGUUUAUUCAUGUCCCCGUUAUAUCCAAUAAGCAUGUCAAUAGCCAACACGUACAUAUCAUCAGGCAUGGUGUCCUCCAUUAUUAUUACAUCUUCAGAUCUGGGAUGUCUUUUGAACCCUAUUGUGAUUGGACACCUACUGCAAUCAUCCUCGGAACAUUUAGCAAGUAGGAAGAUCUUUUCUAAAAACAGGAACUUUCCAGUGGAUCACUUUUAA
This is a messenger RNA of Liolophura sinensis, 1563 nucleotides long. Its product is annotated as sodium-dependent glucose transporter 1B-like. Bases 1 to 1563 code for a protein of 520 amino acids. Gene Ontology annotation, molecular function: D-glucose transmembrane transporter activity. The record is from RefSeq and is a predicted model, not a curated record. Gene Ontology annotation, biological process: transmembrane transport. NCBI's taxonomy places the organism in Eukaryota, Metazoa, Mollusca, Polyplacophora, Chitonida, Chitonidae. The transcript has 5 exons.